CCCUAGAAAAAUGUAAAAGCCCAAUGAAGAAUGGGAAGUCACUCGUUGUUCCGCAGUGAGAAAUAGAAGAAAAUCUCUCUUGUAAACCAGUCUCUGUCCGUCUCUAUCGCUCACAGCUCUUCGUAUCGGCAAAAUCUUCGAAACCCUCCCCAUCGUAUUCGUAACCCCAUUCUCCCGCAUUUCGCCGCUUCCAGCAACAGCAAGAGACCCUAGCGGAGUUUUUGGUUGCCUUCCCAGUUCGUCCUCGAUGCCUAAGUUAUCUCCAACCGUUCCCAACCAGAUUCGGUCCUUGCUGCAGAGCUUGAAUGGAACGAACGUCGACUUUGUUUUCCGGGAGCUAUGUCAGUUCAGUGAUUAUGGUGUUGAAGGAAGCAUUCUAAUGCUUCAGAUAUGCUUUGAACACCUUUACUUUCGCAAGACAGAUCUGCAGAACGUCCAUCUUGAACCAGUUCUUGAGUCCACUUUCAAGUUUCUGAUGGACUCACCAAAUUUCUCUACAGUGUUUUGUCAGUCUGUACGUAGUGUAGAUAUAAGUGAGGAACUGCUGGAGAAUCUCUCUACUGCGCUGCACUUAACUGUACAUGAAAAGAUCGGCGUUGGCCUUGCUUUGUCUGAUUCAGAUAAUCUUGAUUCUAGGAUGCAUGCAAAAAAGUUCUGCAUGUCUCUGAUUGAGGAACUCUGUGCCGAUCCUGUUUCUAUAACCUCCACGGAGCAGAUCCAGAAAAUCGUAAUGUUCCUCCAGCGUUCGGAGGGUCUCUCGAAGCAUGUUGAUCGAUUUAUGCAAAUGCUAUCACUGUUGCAAUCAAAAGAUGUUGUACCAUUUGUCUUAUCUCCACUACUUUCAGAAGAAUUACGCGAAGCAAACUUUUUAAGAACCAUUGACAGGUUAUAUGAAAGCAAAGAAAGUGAAUUUGAUGCAAUUUUAGCUGAUAUGGAGAAGGAAAUGAGUGUGGGAGAUAUUGUGAAGGAAUUAGGAUAUGGAUGCACGUCGGAUGCCACACAUUGCCAAGAGAUAUUGACCCUUUUUCAGCCACUGAUUGAGAUUACCAUAUCUAAGAUUCUUGGAAAAAUUGUAUGCAACCAGGCUGGGCUGGAGGAUAACCAGAGUACAUUUUCAACCUUCAGUACUGCUCUGGGCUACAAUAUUUCAAAUGAUCUAGCAACUGUCAGCUCCUGGAAUGUUGGAGUCUUUGUAAGAACAAUCAACCAGCUGGCACCAGAUACGAACUGGAUUAAAGUAAUUGAAGGCUUGGAUCAUGAGGGAUUCUAUAUUCCAAAUGAAGAGGCCUUUUCUUUUCUUAUGUCUGUCUAUGGUUGUGCAUGCCAGGAUCCAUUUCCUCUUCAUGCUAUCUGUGGGUCUCCCUGGAAGAAUACCGAGGGCCAGCUGUCCCUUCUCAAAUAUGCAGUUUUGGCACCGCCUGAAGUGUUAACUUUUGCUCACUCUGGAAGGCAGCUGGUGGAGCCGUCUCUUUGUGCUACUUCUUGCAUUCUUGCUGAAUUUUCUGCCAGGGUUGUAACCUUUACCAGCUGUUUGUUGCAGGCUUACAUUGAUGCAGUUAAUGGUCACAAGCUUCAAGCUGGAUGUGCCAAUCACGCAUGGCUGUGUCUUGACCUUUUAGACGUUCUUUGUCAGUUAUCUGAGAAGGGUCAUGCCAGCUAUGUGCGAGCAUUGCUGGAAUAUCCUCUUGAGCACUGCCCAGAAAUCUUACUUUUGGGAAUGUCUCAUGUCAAUACUGCCUAUAACCUGCUCCAAUAUGAGGUGUCUUUUACCGUAUUCCCUGUGAUCGUCAAAAGCUCCAGCUGUGCUGGCAUGAUCCUGUACCUAUGGCAUGUAAAUCCUGGCCUUGUUGUUAGGGGAUUUGUGGAUGUUCAAAAUGAUGAUCCAGAGAUCAUGGGCAAACUUGUAGAUCUGUCCCAGGAACUUAAGAUCCUGUCAUCAUUGUUGGAGUUGAUUCCUUUCCGCGUAGGCAUAAGACUGGCUGCCCUAGCUUCACGAAAGGAGUUUUUGGACCUUGAGAACUGGCUGACUAGUAAUUUAGUUACAUUCAAGGAUUCAUUUUUUGAGGAGUGCCUCAAGUUUCUAAAGGAAUCUCAGCUUGGCGCUUCCCAAGAUUUUUCUAGAAAACCUUUUCAUCAUGGGAAUGCUGCUGGGAAUUUUGAUUUCAAUACUAUCUCCACCAUAUUGAAGGCUCUUAAGGCUCACAGUCCCUUGAUUCUCAAUAUCAAACUUCCUGAGGAAGUGGAAAAGUUGGAGGCAACAAUUGUGGAUUCAAAUCCUAGGCUGCAGAAUGGUGGCUCUGCUGAGUCAUCUGCCCCUGAUGGAUAUUCAGAGGAUGUUGAGGCAGAGGCAAACUCUUAUUUCCAUCAAAUGUUCUCUGGCGAGUUGACAAUUGAUGCAAUGGUUCAAAUGCUUGCCAGAUUCAAGGAAUCUUCUCUGGCGAGGGAACAGUCAAUUUUUGAGUGCAUGAUUGGCAAUCUAUUUGAGGAAUACAGGUUCUUCCCCAAGUAUCCUGAAAGGCAGCUUAGAAUUGCGGCUGUUCUAUUUGGUUCGGUUAUCAAGCACCAACUUGUUACUCAUUUGACUCUCGGGAUUGCCUUACGUGGUGUCCUAGAUGCCCUGCGGAAACCUCCAGAUUCUAAAAUGUUUGUGUUUGGCACCAAUGCACUGGAACAGUUCGUGGAUCGUUUGAUUGAGUGGCCGCAGUAUUGCAAUCAUAUCUUGCAAAUAUCUCAUCUUCGUGGAGCCCAUUCAGAACUUGUUGCUUUCAUUGAACGAGCUCUAGCCAGAAUUUCAUCUGGGAAUUUGGAAUCAGAAAGUAGUAAUACUUCUGCUACUCAUCAACAUGUUUUACCGCAAGCUACACCUGGUGAGUUAAAUGCCGUUAAUGCCACAGCAGCUUCACCACAAUCCUCCUCUUCUACAAACAUUCACCAGAGGCUUGAAGGUCGCCUCGAUGACCGCCACAAAUUACCUGUAGCCUCAUCUAAUGACUCGAAGCCGCUAUUAUCCACUGGAGGACAACCUUCUGUUGGCUCCCUAGCCGACUUGUCUGCAGCUCAGAGAAGUGUUUCUAGCACCCAGGCUAUGCCGGCCUCUUCACCUGGUUUCCUGCGUCCUUCUCGUAGUGUCACCUCUACCAGGUUCGGCUCAGCACUGAACAUUGAAACACUAGUAGCAGCUGCUGAGAGAAGAGAAACACCAAUAGAGGCUCCUGCUUCUGAAAUUCAAGAUAAAAUAUCAUUCAUUAUUAACAAUAUUUCUACUGCCAAUAUUGAGGUAAAAGGUAGAGAAUUCAGUGAAGUACUGACGGAACAAUAUUAUCCCUGGUUUGCUCAGUAUAUGGUCAUGAAAAGAGCUAGCAUUGAGCCGAAUUUCCAUGACUUGUACUUGAAGUUUCUUGACAAAAUUAAUCUAAAGGCUCUGAAUAGGGACAUUGUUCAGGCCACAUAUGAAAAUUGCAAGGUUCUGUUAGGAUCAGAGCUUAUAAAAUCGAGUUCAGAGGAGCGUUCAUUGCUAAAGAACUUGGGAAGUUGGCUUGGGAAAUUGACAAUUGGCAGGAACCAGGUCUUAAGGGCCCGUGAGAUAGAUCCAAAAUCUCUAAUCAUAGAGGCAUAUGAGAAAGGCUUAAUGAUUGCUGUUAUUCCAUUCACAUCAAAGGUUCUUGAACCAUGUCAAAGCAGUCUGGCAUAUCAGCCCCCCAACCCUUGGACAAUGGGAAUCCUGGGCUUGCUUGCUGAGAUUUACUCAAUGCCAAAUUUGAAAAUGAAUCUCAAGUUUGACAUAGAGGUCCUAUUUAAGAACCUUAGUGUAGACAUGAAGGACAUAACUCCUACUUCACUUCUGAAAGAUAGGAAAAGGGAGAUUGAAGGUAACCCUGAUUUUUCUAAUAAAGAUGUUGGACCGUCUCAAUCGCAAAUUGUCCCGGAAGUCAAAUCUGGAAUGAUGUCUCCAUUGAACCCUGGGGAGCUACCUCUUGAGGUUGCUAGUCCUCCUAGUUCUACAAUGCUCCCUCAGUUUCCAGCUCCGGUCCUCCUUUCUUCUGGCACAAUGAUGGAGGAUGAGAAAUUAGCUGUGUUGAGUUUGUCUGACCAGCUUCCUUCUGGACAAGCACUGUUCCAAGCUACUCCUGCACAGUCUCUUUAUGCUGUUAAUCAGCUUUCUGCUGUGUCGAUGGCCAACAUUGCUCCACAUGUUAUCAUUAACCAGAAGCUUCAGGGCUGGAGUCUACAUUUGCAUUUUCAAAGAGUGGUUCCACAUGCAAUUGAAAGAGCCGUCAAGGACAUUGUAGCCAGUAUUGUUCAGCGUAGUGUUUCUAUUGCUACUCAGACGACGAAGGAGCUUGUAUUAAAGGACUAUGCCAUGGAAACGGAUGAGACACGAAUAUACCAUGCGGCGCAUCUGAUGGUUGCUAGCCUGGCUGGAAGCCUAGCUCAUGUCACUUGCAAGGAACCUCUACGUACUUCGAUAUCAAACCAACUGAGGAGUUCACUUCAUGGUUUGAGCAUCACAAAUGAGCUCCUUGAACAUGCCGUGCUGCUUGCUACCAAUGAUAACCUUGAUUUGGGCUGUGCCCUGAUUGAACAAGCUGCUACAGAGAAGGCCAUACAAACUAUUAAUGGUGAAAUAGCCCAUCAACUACAGUUGAGAAGGAAACAUAGAGACAGUGUUGGCCAAACAUUAUUUGAGACGAACAUGUAUACCCAGGCUUCCUUAGGUGUGCUACCUGAAGCCCUCCGUCCGAAGCCUGGCCACUUAUCCUUGUCUCAGCAGCGAGUUUAUGAGGACUUUGUACGGCUUCCUUGGCAAAAUCAAUCUUCCCAGGGUUCACAAUCUAUUGCUGCUGGUAGUUCAACUUCUGCUGCUUUCGCCGCCAGUGGUUUGACAAGUUCCUAUGGCUCUUUGUCGGGACAACUCAGCACAGGAUAUUCGUCGAGUGUUGGUGGCCUGGGAUUUGAUGCAGCAUCUCAGACGUUGGAUCUGGGUUCUGAGGCACUUGACUCAAGUCCAGCACUUUUGCCAAGUUCGUCCUCGAUAAAUAUCGGAGCAGAUGCUGUUAUGCGGCAAAAUUCUGAAAAGAAUGCCAUUUCAUCUUCAUUUUCCGUUGCUGGUCCCGCUACUGAACUUCCUCUCAUAGAUUCUUCUGACAGUAUGAAGGAACCUGGUGCUUCCUCUCAGCCAAUCUCGUCAUCCACUGCUUCCGAGCGUGUGGGGAAUAGUGUUACUGAACCUUCCCUAAGUACAAGAGAUGCACUGGAUAAAUACCAAGUCGUUGCCCAAAAGUUGGAGGCGUUGGUCACUGGUGAUGGCAAAGAAGCAGAGCUACAGCUCCUGACUUUUCUCCCUUUAUCAUCCUCUGUACAUGCUCAGGGAGUGAUUGCUGAGGUGCCCGAUAUCAUACUUCGCUGCAUAAGUCGAGAUGAGGCUGCCCUAGCUGUUGCUCAAAAGGUUUUCAAGGGAUUGUAUGAGAACACCUCAAAUACUUUUCAUGUUAGUGCUUGUCUUGCAAUUUUGGUUGCGAUUCGUGAUGUUUGCAAGCUUGUGGUUAAAGAACUCACAAGCUGGGUCAUUUACUCGGAUGAGGAGCGGAAGUUCAAUAAAGAUAUUACUAUGGGUCUUAUACACAGUGAAUUGCUCAAUCUUGCUGAGUACAAUGUUCAUAUGGCAAAGCUUAUUGACGGUGGAAGGAAUAAGGCUGCGACGGAAUUCUCUGUUUCACUUAUCCAGGCUUUGGUUGUCGAUGAGUACAAUGCCAUUUCCGAACUCCAUAAUCUUGUUGAAGCGUUGGCCAAGAUUGCUGCAAAACCUGGAUCUUCUGAAUCGCUGCAACAGCUUAUUGAGAUUGUGAGGAAUCCUACAGCUAAUGCCGCUGCUAUAUCAGCUUUUGCUGUUGGUAAAGAUGAUAAAACUAGACAGAGAAAGGCUCCCAGUCAGCCUUCAAUUGGCCGUGACGACUUCAAUAAUGUGGAGUCUGUAGAACCUGACCCUGCUGGAUUCCGGGAUCAGAUUACUGCUCUAUUCCGCGAAUGGUACCGGAUAUGUGAACUACCAGGCUCGAAUGAGACCACAUAUAACCAUUACCUCUUACAAUUGCACCAGAAUGGGUUCCUCAAGGGUGAUGAUUUGACCGACCGGUUUUUCCGCAUUCUUAUGGAACUCUCGGUCGACCAUUGUCUAUCUUCCGAGGUGGUGAAUUCAGGUGGGAUGCAAGGGCCUCAACAGGGGCAGAAUAUGUCGUUCCUUGCCAUUGAUAUAUUUGCAAAACUCGUGUUUGCAAUUCUAAAGGCCGAGCAGGGAUCAAGUAAACAUUUUCUUCUGUCAAAGAUGCUGGCUGUUACUGUAAGAUAUAUACAGAAGGAUUCCGAGGAGAAGAAACCAUCUUUUAAUCCAAGGCCAUAUUUCAGAUUGUUUAUAAACUUAUUGCUAGAUCUUGUUACUCUUGAGCCAGUAAAUGAUGGUGGAAAUUUUCAGAUGCUGACUUCCUUUGCUCAAGCGUUCCAUCUUUUGCAACCUCUUAAAAUUCCUACUUUCAGCUAUGCGUGGCUUGAGUUAGUAAGUCACAGGAGCUUCAUGCCAAAAUUACUUACUGGAAAUGCUCAAAAGGGGUGGCCCUAUGUUCAACGGUUGCUGGUGGACCUGUUUCAGUUCCUAGAGCCUUUUUUAAGAAAUGCUGAAUUACGAGGACCAAUCUCCUUUCUCUACAAAGGUACACUUAGAGUGCUGCUAGUUCUACUGCACGAUUUUCCUGAGUUCCUGUGCGACUAUCAUUUCACCUUCUGUGAUGUCAUACCUUCAAGUUGCAUACAAAUGCGCAAUAUCAUUCUGAGUGCUUUUCCUCGCAAUAUGAGGCUUCCAGAUCCGUCUACUCCAAAUUUAAAGAUUGAUUUGCUUCCUGAAAUUAGAGAACCACCGCACAUCUUGUCUGAAGUUGAUGCUGCUCUUAGAGCAAAGAACAUGAAGGCUGAUGUGGAUGAGUAUCUGAAGACAAGACAACAGGGUUCCUUGUUCCUCGCCAACUUGAAGCAGAGGCUGCUUCUUGUGCCAAGCGAGGCUUCAACUGCCGGGUCUCAUUACAAUGUAGCACUCGUAAAUUCUCUCGUCCUUUACACAGGGAUGCAGGCCAUCCAGCAGCUCCAGGCAAGAACACCUCAUGCACAGGCACCUGGGAAUACAGGCCCUCUUGGUUUCUUAGUGGAUGCUGCUUUGGAUAUUUACCAGACCCUAGUAGUUGAGCUAGACAAUGAAGGUCGAUACCUCUUCCUCAAUGCUGUUGCGAACCAACUGCGCUAUCCCAACAACCACACACAUUACUUCUCCUUUGUUCUGCUCUACUUAUUUGCUGAGUCAAAUCAGGAAAUUAUCCAGGAGCAGAUUACCAGAGUCCUGUUGGAACGCCUGAUCGUUAACAGACCCCAUCCGUGGGGCCUUUUGAUAACUUUCAUUGAGCUAAUCAAGAAUCCGAGGUACAAUUUCUGGAACCGAACUUUCAUAAGAUGCGCUCCGGAGAUUGAGAAGCUGUUUGAAUCGGUUGCAAGAUCUUGUGGGGGUUUGAAGCCUAUGGAUGAGAGUAUGGUCUCUGGUACUAAUUGGGCUUCCGAGGGCGCGCACUAGGAAACUAAAUGUGAAUUUCCUUGUUCUUAGAGAAAUCCUCGGCUUCUUUGAUCAAAUUGUGAAAUUCCUGCCCGAGACAGAAACUUCUUUGUGCCCUCUUUAAAAUUAUCGUAACAAUCAUCAUUAACUUAACGAACUUUAUUUUCCAUCCAAAUGGGUGCAGAGCACAUCCACUCAAACUAAUAAGAACACGGGCAUAGCCCCUACCAAA
This is a messenger RNA of Linum tenue, 7820 nucleotides long. NCBI's taxonomy places the organism in Eukaryota, Viridiplantae, Streptophyta, Magnoliopsida, Malpighiales, Linaceae. The record is from the annotation of a GenBank genome assembly.